Molecule: messenger RNA, 3281 nt
Organism: Trachemys scripta elegans
Lineage: Eukaryota; Metazoa; Chordata; Testudines; Emydidae
Product: C-type lectin domain family 2 member D-like
Exons: 4
Coding region: 353-763 (136 amino acids)
Source: RefSeq, a predicted model, not a curated record
UCUCAGUGUGCAGCUGUCUCUGGGCUGGGCCGGUUCUACUGAAAGCUUUCCCUGCCCCUCUGCCUGUGCUGUUGUGCACCCGCUGCCCUUCCCACCCCUCCCCCAAAGGACAGACCAGUUCUCCUGCAAUGGGAAGGAAUGGGAAGAUUGUGCUUUGAAGCUGCCCAAGGUCUCUCUGAACCAGCUAAAGGCAGGUCUCCAUGCCACUGACACAGACUGAGGGGGCUGCCAAACCACAGACAAGCCGCUGACUCUUCGUAUGGUGGUCUUGGAUUCCAGGUCAAUCAGGAGAGAAGCCACUCCACUGCUGCUGAGUAAAACACCGCCACACCCAGGCAGGGAGAGGGAGUAGAUGCUCCCUAGUGUCUCCCUGAGAGAGGAGAGAUGGAGAAGGGAGAGAGUCCCACUGAGGACUCCCAGCAGUCAGAGCAGCCCCUUAACCACAGUCCGCAGUCCGCAGCCCGCAGUGGAGACCGGGAGAAAGGAAGGGAGCCAGGCUUUCAUGCUGCGCUAUAAAGGCAACCCUGAGCACUGGAUCGGCCUCCGGAGGGAGCAGGAGCUGGGCCAGCCCUGGAAAUGGGCCAACGGCAGCGAAUUCAACCACUGGUUUCCGAUAAGAGGAGGCGGCGACUGCACAUAUCUGAAUGACGAGAAAGGCGUCAGCAGCUCACGGUGCAUUAUGAUGAGAUACUGGAUCUGCAGCAAACCAGACGCCUAUACAAAGGGAAAGGGCCGUGCAAUGGGAGAGAAAUUGCAAAUUUAAGUGAAUCCCAUAAAUUAGACUUGGAAAAGCCAUAUUGGGCCACAUCUGGUGGUUCACUCUGACUACCAGCAGAUGGUGCAGAAUGGGUUUUUUAUUCUCCUAGGUUUUGUCUAAUCUUGGCUGUAAAUGACCCCAGUGAUUGAACUCCCAUCCCUUCCCUUGGGAGACAGUUCACAGUCUAAUAGACUCGUCCCAGCGAGGCAGUAUUUCCUGUGAUCCAGCCUGAAAUUGACCCUUUGCUCAGUUUAAUCAAAGCAAGCACCAUUGGCUGAAGAUGAGCAUGAGGGUGUUGGGUUUUUUUUUUGGGUAGCCUCAGUUUUAGGGGGCAGUUCCUCCCCCCUGAUCAUCCCCUAUCCCCCUUCCCCCAUUAGUAAAACAGAUGUUACAAGUUCAGGGUUUAUCGUGACCUCUGUGUUUCAACCCCCUUCUCACUACUGUCAAAUUUGAAGUGAGAUGAGGGAAGGCACUACAAAACUGUAACGUGCCGUGAAACUGCUGGUUGGCAUGUUUCUUUUCCCUUCCCCUGCUCCUCCUUUCUACCCCAUUCUCCCGUCUCUCUACAGUUCAGCCAGGCUCAUCUCUUUGGCCAUGUCUACACUACAAAUUUAUGUCAACUUAACGUAUGUCGACGUACAGCCACCGCAGUUAGUAAAUUGCUGGGGUGUGCGCUUGCUUGGCUCCUUGUGUCAGCAGUCCACGUCCUCACCCCAGGUUCGCUUGUAUUGUUGGGGGGGCAUUGUGGGACGGCUCCUGGAGGCCAGUAACAGUCAGCGUAAGCAAUGCAGUGUCUACACUGCCGCUGCGUUGAUCUGAUUACAUCGACUGUGACUUUAUGCGACUCGGGGAUGUGUAGAGAGGCACUUACGUUGGCAGGAGCCAAAUUUAAGUGAAGACAUUUCCCAGCUAGGUAGCUUAUGUUGACCUCGCCCUGUAGUGUAGACCAGGCCUUGGAAUAACUGGAUGGUGACUAACCCAAACCAAGUGCAGGGAACUGGGGAGGGAGGAAAAGACUGUUAUGAGUUGAAAAUGGUACAGCCGCACGGUCCUCUGAUAGGCUAAGAUCAUUCCCUUUCAGCAUCAUAUUGGUGUAACAUACUGGGGGGAUGUUUUCUUCAUGAUCAAGCCCAUCUAAUCAAUGAUGUAAAGCAUUGGGGCAUUGACACUACCAGCACGGCAUAGCCAAUUAAGAAAGCUAGUGUGUGUGUGUGGGUGGGGGGAGGGUUUAAAAUGUUUUUAUUUAUUAUUAUAGUUUUUAAAUAUGUAUCGGUUGCCUUGGGAAGUAUCAUUGCUUCAGUCUUCCUAGGUUAUAUUAUAACACACGCUAGUGUCAUUUCACCGUGGGGCCCUGCUCCAUGACUGGGGUCCUUAGUACUACUGCCUCUGGAUGACUAGGUAAGCUUCAGAGGCUCUCCAUGGUAUUAUAUCUCAGCUUUUAAAGCUGGUUGUAGAAACCUGAUUGCACUUACAUGUUUUGUUUGUUUUUUGUUGAUCCACCUAGUUGGUAAUGUUGGGACUAGAGUUCUUUUUAUUCUAUGCAGUGUUGUAGCCAUGUUGGUCCCAGGAUCUUAGAGAGACAAGAUGGGGGAGGAGAUAUCUGUUACUGGACCAACUUCUGUUGAUGAGACAGUGUAUGUUUACACUUAAACGCUACAGCGGCACAGUUGCACCACUGUAGCUCUUCAGUAUAGACACUACUUAGGCUCAUGGGAGGGAUUCGCCUGCCGGUGUGGGUACUCCACCUCCCUGAGAGGCAGUAGCUAGUGUAAUGUUGCACUCCAUAUGCUUUAUAAAAAUAUCUUUGUAAGUGUGAAUAUGAUGUACCGGGAAUAUGCCUUAUUCAAAAGGUCUCCUGUAAGGCAUCAUUACAAAGCUUAUGAUCUACUGAGUGUGUUCAUCCUAUUUGUUUGCAUGUAUUAUUUCUAUGUCUGGAGUUAGGAGAAUAAGAUAUAAACUUGUAUUACUGAUGUAAAUGUAUUAAGUGGAAGCCAUUCAGGGUGCUUCAGAAUCAAUGAACUGUGAAUGGAUUUGUUUACCUGCAAGCCUUCCUAUGUAAUGAAGGUAAAGAAGAAGGCGGUCUCACAGGACAUGUGACCAUGUCACCUAAUACUGGAAUCCAUCUUAAAUCUGGUACUUUUCCAUUUGGAAGGAGGGGUGGGAACCCAGAGAGAGAGAAAGGAUUCCCGCCUUGGGCCAAAGCUAUAAAAGGGUGUGGAACAGAACAAAGGUGCCCAGUCAUGUGAAAUCCCCGGCUUUUCACCUAAGAUGCCUGCUGAAACUAAACAAGGACUGUACCAGGGGAAAGGGUUGGGCCCAGACUAGGAAGGAGUCUAGUCUGUGAAGGAAGCUUACUGGAACAUCUCUGAGGGUGAGAUAUUACCUAAAAUCAGUUUUUUAAUGCAUUAGGCUUAAACUUAUGUAUUUUGUUUUAUUUUGCUUGGUAAUUUACUUUGUUCUUCGUAAAUUACUUUGUAAUUUUACUACUUGAGAAAACUUAAAUCCUACUUUUUAUAGUUAAUAA